This is a messenger RNA of Monodelphis domestica (gray short-tailed opossum), 7178 nucleotides long. RefSeq names its product Ras association domain family member 2 (gene RASSF2). Gene Ontology annotation, cellular component: nucleus; cytoplasm. Gene Ontology annotation, biological process: positive regulation of protein kinase activity; signal transduction; positive regulation of JNK cascade. Lineage: Eukaryota; Metazoa; Chordata; Mammalia; Didelphimorphia; Didelphidae. The record is from RefSeq and is a predicted model, not a curated record.
AAUCCAACGGGUGGAUGUUCUGCGAGCGCCUGAGCCACCACUACAGAGGCUCAGCAUUGUCUGAGAGGGAGGGGAGAAGCCCCGCCUCCCGUUCCCCCCCUGGGGAGGGGGAGAGUGGAAAGAAAAGGGGGCGGGGAGGCGAGGGGCCGCCUAGCCAAUGGGGCUGCAGAAGACAGAGGCCUGCCGUGGCUGGAUUGGAGCUGGGGGCUCCAACAAUCAGGGAGGGUGGAAGCGGGGGAGGGCGGUGGCCCCGGCGGCUGGUGAGAUCCUCCCUCCUCUGUCUCCCCGAAGCUGGCCCGCGAGCCCUCCCGGGGACUGAUGGGCUGGACCUGCCGAGGAGGAGACGGCUGCCGCGUGGACCGGAGUGAAGUCCGCAAGGGCUGUCCCCCAGGGGUAGCCCCGCGACCCCAAGGUUGCCCCUGCUAGCCCUGGGGCGCACGGUAAAGCGGUCUUUGAUCCUCCUUCCCCUUUGGCUGCCCUGGCAGCCCUGCUCUCUCUUCCCCUUCCUCUUGUCUUGGUGCUCUGUGUGUCUGUGUCGGACUGUCUCGGCGUGUGUCUCUUCGUGUUCCCGUGCACGCGUGAAGCUGGGCUCUGGGCUCCAGUCCUUCGCAGCGGAUCUCCUGCGCUCAGCCCCAGCGAACCAUCCCUGGUCCUCAAUGCAGCCCGCGACGAGAUCUCUCCUCCUAAUGAAAGAAGGCAGUGAGAAUGGAUUACUGCAGCCAGACCACUCUGGUCCCAUGUGGACAAGAUAAAUACAUUUCCAAAAAUGAACUUCUGGUACAUCUGAAGACCUACAAUUUAUAUUAUGAGGGCCAGAACUUGCAGCUCCGGCAUCGAGAGGAAGAAGAUGAGUUCAUUGUGGAGGGAUUAUUGAACAUCUUCUGGGGAUUGCGCCGACCCAUCCGUUUGCAGAUGCAGGAUGACAAUGAACGGAUCAGGCCCCCUCCCUCCUCUUCCUCCUGGCACUCUGGCUGCAACCUGGGAGCUCAUGGGUCUUUAAUGAAGCCCGUUGCCAUUCCAGAUAUUCAGAUAACAGACACAGAUGCAACCCCUGGAGGUUCCAGAGACCUGAAGCCCCUUCAAGAAGACACCCCUCAGCUGAUGAGGACACACAGUGACGUUGGAGUUCGGCGGCGGGGCAAUGUGCGCACCCCUAGUGAUCAGCGGCGUAUCAAGCGGCACCGUUUCUCCAUCAAUGGCCACUUCUACAACCACAAAACAUCUGUGUUCACCCCAGCCUAUGGUUCCAUCACCAAUGUCAGGAUUAACAGUACCAUGACAACGCCUCAAGUCCUCAAGCUCCUACUCAAUAAAUUUAAGAUUGAAAAUUCUGCCGAGGAAUUUGCUUUAUAUAUUGUUCAUACUAGUGGAGAGAAACAGAAGCUCAAGGUCACAGAUUACCCCCUGAUUGCCCGAAUCCUCCAGGGUCCCUGUGAACAGGUCUCUAAAGUCUUCCUCAUGGAGAAGGACCAAGUGGAAGAGGUCACCUAUGAUGUGGCCCAGUACAUAAAAUUUGAAAUGCCAGUCCUGAAGAGCUUCAUUCAAAAACUCAAAGAGGAAGAAGACCGGGAAGUGAAGAAACUAAUGCGAAAAUAUACAGUGCUCCGAUUAAUGAUCCAACAGAGAUUAGAGGAAAUAGCCGAAAGCCCAGCCACGAUCUAAACUGUCCAAUCAUGGCACUUCUGGAAAUCGAUGAGUCUUAAGCCUUUGUUUACAUGAAGAAAUACUGAAAUGGAGAAGGAUGGAGGUCUCCGGAGGGACCCCUUGUUGCAACUAUGAACUUUUUAGAUACAAAACCUCUACCAGGUCACCGUCCUCUUCUUGGAUCUGGACGCAGACACACCAGCAGACGACUCUUGGAUCCCUUCAGUCAUUGCCUCUUUUCCGUCUCUGGGAGAGAGUUUUGAUUUGUGGUGUCUAGAGGACUUGCUCUUAUGUGUGUGUGUGUAUGUGUAUGUGUGUAGGCAUUUGGGGGAGAGGACACUUAAAUGUAUGUUUGGGAGAGGUGGAAGAAGAGAGAGAGAUUGUGUGUGUGUAAGUGGGGAUUGGUGGGGGUGGGAGGGGAUUGUCUUUUUGAAGAUUCAGAGUAUUUUCACAUGCAAUUUAAAAAUUCCAAACCACCAGCAACUGGCCAUGAAACUAGUCUAAGCGAUUGCUUUAGACUUAGAUUGUGUAUUCUGAUAGAUUCAGGCUCAAGUAAAUAAUCCAUCACUUGAGGGAUUAGUUCAGUUAGAAGAGGGACUAGUUGUUCAGGGACACUGGUUGCUGUUGCUUUCUUUCUAAGUGAUGUCACCAUCAUUUAAAGAUGAUCUGGUCUCUUUAUCUCACUGAGGGCAAUACUGAGGCCACUCAAGUAACAGGAUUAAAAUCCAGGUCUAAGGACUCAAAAGCUAUGCCUCUUUCCAUGGCAUCACACUUACUUGUUGAAUAUGACAGUAAUUCAGAUCAGGACCUAAUAGAUAUGCAAAAAUUGACUGACGGACAAACUCUUGCAGGAUUUCUCAAAGAAACAAACUUUUAAAUUAAAUUUAAAAUUUUCAAUUAAAAAUAUUUUUUCUGUCCCUCCUAGUCUCACCCCACUAAAAAAACAACAACUUUGUAACAAAUAAGCAGAGUCAAGAAAAACCAAUUCCUAUAUUGGCUAGUUCUGAAAAAUGUCUUAUUUUGUUCCUUGAACCCAUCACCUCUAGCAUCCUUUACAGGAUUCCUUUGGAAAGGAACGAGUCAGUGUCUGCACUCCUAGUGUGUCUGACUGAACUUAGCCGAGAUAAACAGAGAUGUGUAAUACAGUUGCCCCUAUUCAAUUAUUGGUGUGACCCCUAUUUCUGGUUUUCUUUGUUGUCUUUGAUUUAUACAAGGGCAAGUUUGACCUUUCUGAAAACAAAAAUGUAUGUAAUGCAUUAUGGUGGUGUCCCUUAAUAUGGAAAUAAUGAUCUCUCCUUGCAAUUAAUCCAAAGUAUUUUCUGGGUCUUUGUGUAAAUCAAGAAUAAACCAGCACAUCCUUAUCUUCUCACUAAGAGCAUGAACUGUCAGUUUCCUGUAAAAUGCUACCUUCCACUAAUUCUUAAGUUUCCAAAGGGAUAGUAGCAUGACUUGUAAAAUAGUCCAGGCUCCUUUGCUCACGUUAGAACUGGGCAGGGGCUUUAGAGACAAAGUUUAAUUUCCUUGAGUAGAACUUUUAGAUUCUAACCAGGGUUUUUAGAAGGGUCUUGAAACCCAUAAUGAGGCAAAUAAGGGAGACUAUUCAGGAGUGCACAUGAACAUAAAGAGGUUAGAACAAGAUGCGUGCUACUAAGCACAGUUCCUCUGUGAAAUUUCUAGAUCUGAGGCCCUUUUUGGAGAUCACUGGUAUCAUAAACAGUGCCUACGCCACCAAGAUAGGAUGCAAAGUCACCAAGCUUAGAGAAAUUGCCCUUAUGAUGAUUAAAAGAAUUAUAGACUUAGAGUAGGAGUGUCCGUUAGGGCUAUCAAGUCCAAUUCCCUCAUUUCAUUAAUGAGGAGACUGAGGUCCAAAGAGAUUGUGACCUUGUCCAAGCUCCCAUGACCAAUGUAGGAUUUGAAGCCAGAUCCUUGGACUCUAAGUUUAGCACACGUACCAUGCUAGAAGGUGUGAAGUGGUACCUUAGAUCUUCUAGGAGCUUAUAAUAAACAAAUAAGGACUCUUUUUAGUCAUCCAGGGUCCUUUCUCCCACCCCUCCAUUCCAUUAUUAAAACUGGCGAAAAGCCUGCUGCUUAGUGACAAGGGUUAAUCUCCAUGCAAAGCAGAGGUCUAUUUUCUUUGUGGGGUGUUAUCCAUAUCACAGUUUCUUAGCCACAGCUUGUUCUGUGCUAAAUGGACAGUAUGUUCUUGUGAGGAGGGGCCUUCAGGAUUCUCCACCUCCCCCCCCUCCCCGCCAAGUAGAGGGCAACAUAUUUGCUUUGUGUAGUAAAGGAAGGAAGCCAGAGAUGGUUUUGCCUCCUGUCACUCAGGGAUCAACUUGGGCUUUGAGCUGAGGCCACAGGUUUCAGGAUUUAAGCUUCAUUCUUUUAAAAUCAUUAAUUAGUAUUGACAGGUGACUUACCCCCCUCCCCCCUCCCCUUCUUCUAGUGAUAAAAAGGAAAUCCUUCCCUGGCCUUUUUCCAGAAGGAUAAGGUCAUUUGUGUGUUCCUAAGGCAACAUUUUAAAAUGAUACCUCCUCUGUGUUUAGAACUUUUGUUGUUACCUCGGGACUUAGGAUAGGAUCAAGCCUUGGAGCACAAUGAGCCUGACCUCACUCUUUUUGUUGACUGUGGCUCUGUGCUUAUGAGCACUGGCCCUAGAGUCAGGAAGACUGGAGUUCAAAUUCAGCCUCAGACACUUGCUAGCUUUUUGACCUUGGGCGAGUCACUUAACCUCUGUAGCCCAGGAGGCAGCUUGGUGUCCCAAUGGAUAGGGCUCUGGGUCUGGAGUCAAGAAGACCUGAGUUCCAGUUCCUAGCUAUGUGGCCCCAGGCAAGUCACCCAACCUCUGAUUGCCUGAGCAAAAAGGAGAAUGAAAUGGCAAACCACUCUGGUAUCCUUGCCAAGAAAACUCAUGGGUUCACAAAGAGUUGGACACUGCUAAACAAUAACAACAAACUGAGACCCAGAGAGGGUUAACUGAUUUGCCUGAUGUCACACAGAAUAACUAACAGAGCUAGGACUUGACUUCUGUCCUUUGGAGGUAUCUCUCCAUUAUACCAUGGCUUCCUCAAAGAAUCAUAGACCUAGAAGCAGAAGGGACUGAGGUCAUUUAGUGCCUCCUGCAGAAGACCUCUCCACAGAAUCAGUUUUCACCAGAAUUAUUGGAAUGAUGAGAAAUCCCUAGUAUUGUUACUUGUUUCUUAAAGAGAAAAUUGCCAGACUUUAAACCUUUAGCCAUCGUUUUAAUUAAAACAAAGUAGGGAGAUCCAUUAGAAGCAGAUUGUUAUUCAAAAGUUAAUUUGUAAACUGCCACAGAUGUUAUAAUAACCAGCAUUUAUAUUGUACUUCAUGGUUAACAAAAGGCUUUUUAUAUAUUAUCUCUUGGUCCUCACAACAACAAUCCUGGGAGGUGGAUGCUACUAUUAUUCUUGUUUUACAAAGCAGGAAACUGAGACAGAAAGAAGUGAGGUGACUUCCCAAAGUCAAACAGCUGAUAAGGAUCUGAGAUAGAAUUUGAACUCGGGCUUCCCUAACUCCAAGUCCACUCUAUCUAUCUACUAUGCCACCCAGCUCUCACCCAUUUGCCUGGAAUGUAGUAUGAUUAUCCAAAAUGAGAAUCUCCAGCUCUGAUGGGUCUCCUCCUUCUCUCCUUUCCCUUUAGGGAAAAAAAAAUCAUCUUUGUGGUUUUAUCAUCGAAUUUCCUGACGGGCUUAGGGACCAUCUGGCAUCUCUGUGUCUUAACCUGAGGUGCAACCAGCAGCAUUAUGAAGGAUAAUGAGACUUGUAGAAAGAGCCUUUGGUUGGCCAAGUUAUUCUAAAUCUCCCCUUUCCCAUUCCCAUUUCCCCAAAUAUUCUAAAUAGGCUUUCUUGAAAUGAAAGGCAGAGAGGAAUAAACACAGUACUACAAACUUCAUUUGCUCCAUCCCGAUUUUGUUCUGGCCAUAGGAAAUUGGGCCUUUGGUACUGACAGAUGGCAAGGGGGAUGUCUUGAGUCCUGCAAGGUGACCUAAACUUUUCCCACCAGUAUCGUGUGGAUUUUGAUGCUUUGAAAUGCUAACCUGAUUUGUAGGGCUUUGCAGCUGUUUGCUGGGAGUCCUGAAAUGUGGUUAAGAUGAAAAGCAAGUCGUUUUUUUUUUAAUCCCUUUAUUUCUUUUCUCCCUCUUUUUUCUCCACUGUCUCUCUUUCUGUGUCUGUCUGUCUGCCUCUCUCUCUCAAAAUAGGGAUUCAGCUUGUUUUAUAGGUUGAUCAAAUCAAAAGAAUAAAAUCUGGAGCUCGGAUGGCAGAGCAGGGGCUGGGGCCAGUUCCACAGGUGUUGAGGGAAAAAGCACAUGAUGGUGUUAAUCUGUGCUCACGUCACAGGGGAGGGCCUGCGGUUUGACAUGAAUGACCAAGUUUUUAAUGGGGCAGUGGGGGUGGCAUUGAGGGGAUCAGGUAGCAUAAAGCAGAAUUAGUUGUCUUUGUGUAGGGGGAGUUUGUGCACAUUAGUUAACAGUGGACAACUAAGAUUGAACAAAUACUGGGGAAUAGGGUUGGGGGCCCUGAAAGGGUUACUUGGCUGGGGUGUUUGGUUUGUUAAGUCAUUUUAAGAACGUGGCUCUGAGAGAACAAUUGUUCCUCCAAGGCUCCUCGAUGCCAACGAGAAAAUCUUUUUCCCUUUCCUCAACCAAACAGCAGCAACAACAAAACUCUUGCCCUAGUAACUCAAACUGUGUUCUAUCAGUGCAAACAACAUUCUUGGCAUAAACAUUCUAAUCUGUUCUCAAAGUUAAUUUUCUUAAGGAUUAAGGAUUUUCUUAAUCUUCUCAUUGUGACUUGACAGUUCCAGUGGAGUGGGUAGAAUGAGCCAGAGGAUCAAGACUCUGGUCAGAGAGUGCAGGAGUGGAUGGAGAAUAGCUCCCUUCUGGAAAGAUCCCAGAGCCUUGGAGACACGUGCCAUUUGUGAAUGAUGGCGCAGCAUGGCAGGGCUUCCCAAUGACCAGACACUGAUUCCCGGGAGUGGGAAAGUGGUUGGUGAAGGGGAGAGAGUGUCACUUUUUUUGAAGUCUCUGACAAAAGAAAAGAGCUUCAUUGAAAGUGAGUGCUUUAAAUAAGGUUUUCUAUGCAGCUUUGCUUGGUCAGAUGCAAUGAAGAUAAUUCAUGGAGGUGGUGACACUGAAUGAGUUACUUCCUUUUCUCUGAAAGUAAAGCAAACGAGAUGUAAAGUGGGGGAGAGGUGUGUGAGCACAAAUCUGGAAUCUUCCCAGCAGGACCGUCAGGCAUUCGUGUUUCUAAAAUUGUCUUAGAAGUGGUUUCUCUCAUGUAAUUGAUAAGAUUUUCCUUCCUCCUUUUAACUUUGUGAAGUCUUUUUUAUGUAGCUGUAUGUAACUUGCCCCUCAAAGAUGAUGCCCAAACUUAUAAAGUGACAUUGCUUUGAUUUUACUUUCUGUAUUUUAGCACAAGAUUUGACAUUGCCUCAGUUGGGAACAAAGAGUGAAUGUUAAUGUAACACAUAAGCACAUGAUUUAGUCUUGUUUUAAUAAAGCACUUUGUGGAGAAUG